AUGGGCGAGCUCCUCUGGCGCGAUCCCGCCUUCAUCGACAUCUACUCCGGCCCUCUGAGCGACAGCACCUACAGCACAGAGAGCCGCGUCGAGAACUUUGCGAACCGGGCUGCCGGGAUGGGCAAGUCGCUGCUAGGAGGGCUCGCCGCCAACCUGACAGAGAUCGUGCCGGUGAAGCUCCGGUCCGGCCUGCGAGCGCUGCAGGAGGUGAGCGACAUGAAGGAUGCCCUGAGCGGUGCAAUCACUGGCAACGGCAGCAGCAGUGCCGCCCUCGACGGGCUGCGUGCAGCGCUGCAGCUGGUUCUGCGCGGGCUGCUCGAUGCAGAGGCCUCCGAGCUCGGCAUCGAGGCGGACGACGCGGCGGUGCAGCUUGCGGCGACGGCAUUGCGCGGCGCCGUGGCCUUCGCGGCGGAGCUGCCCGUCGGCUCGCGGGAUGCGCGCAAAGCGGUCGACUUUGUCGCGGCUCUCGUCUCGCGGCUCGAGCAGCUGCCGCCGGCGGGCAGCAUGCUCGUGCCCGCCGGCUGGCUGGGCGACGAGCCGGACGCGCCGCCCAGCCUGCUCCUCCUCAGCGUGGCGCGCCGCAUCGACGGCGGCGGGUACGACGUCUGGGUCUGCAACGCCGGAGACGGCCUGCAGUACCACGCGGUGCGCGCCUCGGACCGGAUGGGCUCGCUGCGGGUGAACGCGCCGGCGCGACUCCCGUCCGUGAGCGAGGAGCGCGCCUCCUCGGCCGCGUUUUGGUUCCUGCUGCUGCGACCUCUCAUCUGGCCGUGCGGCGCGGCCGCCUCGCGGACCGCCGUCUACGAGCAGCUGCUUCCCUUCCUGACGCUCGCGCCGCUCGUCUCGCGCGUGGGGCCGGAGGAGGCGGCCUGGGUGCCACCGCCGUCCGCCGCCACCGCCGCCGGCUGCGGCGGCCUCGCCAUGCAGGCGCUGCACGCGCUGCUGCGGGCGGGAGGACUCGACGGCGGCGCGGCGCGCCACGUGCGCCUCACCUCCUCCCUCGCCGCGACGAGCACCAUCUUCUCGUCGGACGCCGCGCUCGUCCGGCUGGCGCUGCAGCAGGUGGCGGCGCUUGCCGCAGACCAGCUGGGUGUCCCAGCAGACCAGCUUAGAGAGGGCGCCGGACCGACGACUGACUCGCACGCGUUGCAGCUGCUCGGCACGCUCGACGAGGCGUCCCUCGCCCUCGCCGCCGCCGUGGUGCCUCCGAUUGUGCGGCCCGUGCGGCUCACGCUGGUCGCCGAUUCGGUCUCUGACUACGACGGUGCGCUCGCCGUGCUGCGGCACGCGGCGCAGCUGUGCACCGUCAUCUCGCACCAGGCAGGCCGCAUGCGCAACAGCUACGCGCUGCGCGCCUCGCUCCUCGAGCACAUUGCGGCGCGAGUGCUCCCGCUCCCGCUCCCGCUCCCGCCGCGCCGCCCGAAGCACGUCGCCGCGGCGCUCGCGCAAGGCGGCGACGACGAGGCGCUCGGCGGGUGGCGUGGCGUCGGGGAGUGGGACUCGGACGUCGACGCCGCCGCCGAGCCCGCGUGCGGUUGCUUCUGGUGGCGGCGCGGCAUGCGAGCGGCGACGCAGCUCGAGCUGCUUCGGCUGCUCUCCCUCCUCUCGCGCCACUACGCGACUGUCGUCCUCUCGAUGAACCCGACCGUCCUCUCGGACGCGUCCCGCAUCCUCACCUUUGCCUCGUUCGCCGCGCUGGCCGAUGCGGUCGUGCGGCGCACCGCCUCCGACUGCCCGUCCGCCUUCUCCCUCCAGUACUCGGGCGCGGCCACGGGCCCGUCCGAGCCGUACGCCUUCACCGUCGACCGGCUCCGAGACGAGUCGGCGACGAUGCGGCUGCACGACGAGUCGCUCCUCGCUAAUCGCACGCGGCUGCUCGACUACUUUGCGUCGACGAAGGCGCUCCUCCUGCCACCCGUCGCCGACGAGGCUGGCGCUGGCAGCGAGGCCGCCGAAAGCGACGCCGACGGCGACGACGGCAUGUGGGCGGUGGCCGCCAAGGAGUUUGGCAAGGAGCCGUUCAGCAACGGGCGCGACAGGCGGUACGAGGAGGUCAAGGCGGCGCUGCGCGAGCAGUUUGGGCGCGACGCCGUCAACGAGCGCUCCAAGCCCCGGCUCAAGGCGCUCGCCGCGGCGCACGGGGUGGAGGCGAGCGGAGAGGCGGCGGCGCCGAAGCUGUCCGGGCCCGACCCCGCGCGGACCUGCUUCCGCUUCGACAGCACGAUGCAGUGGGGCGGCGGCGACGCGGCUCUCAUCGACCAGCUCACGUACAGGGUGGGGUAUCCGUCGCACGGCUUCCCCGAGGCCGAGGGCAAGCCCGACGCGGAGUCGCACGCGGCCGCGUCGCCUGCGCCGUGGCGCUACUUCACGGGCGAGGCUGCCGAGUUCGCCGCCGAUUGCCCCGAGCUGGGCGCGCUGCGCGACACGGUGCUGCUGCUCAAGGCCUUCAUGGUGCCGACAGCCGAGGAGCUGCCGCCGCUGCAGCCGUGGACGGUGGCCGACGCCGACGUGGUUUGGACAUCGGACAAGCAGGGAGGCCUCUCCGCCGUCGCCUUCGGACGCCAGCUCUCGUGCGCCUACUCGCCCAUCUGCUGCGAAGACGACGUGCUCCACCUCAAGGAGCUCCCCUCCUUCGGCGGCCGCGUCUCGUCCGUCGAGGCGGAGCACCUGCUGCAGGAGAUGCUCGACGCAACCCUCUUUGAGCCCGGCGAGUGGCUCCCGCCCGCCGGCUCCCCGGCGGUGACCGAGGUGCCCGCGCCGUCGCGUGCUCCCUUCGCGACCGCCGCUGGCCUGCUCGUCAACGAGAUGCAGCACGCCCCCGAAGGGCUGGCCGCCUCGCUCCUCGAGAUUGGCACGAACGCGCUCGAGCUCGACCCGGGCAAGUUCAAGCCGGAUGGCGGGCCCGCUGCGAUCCUCUAUGCCGUCCGCCUGCUCACGCGCGUGCAGAGCGUCGCCCGUGCGAUGACCGGCGCCGACGAUGCCGCAGGCGCGGCCGGCGCGAUCGCGCGCGCUCGCGGGAUGGCGCCGCGCGCCUCCGCGCGCAGGACGCUGCGCCAGCUCUCGCGCGCCAUCAAGGAGCUGCUGUGGGGCCGCUACUUCCCCGUCCUCGAGCGGUGGGCCGAGCGGUGCAUGGUCGGCGAGCGCGACACGGCCUCGGCCGCCAUCCUGCAGGCGCACCUCGCCAUGCUCGCCUCGACGCUGCCGCCUUCCGAGCUCGACUUCCGCGCCGUGUCGACGCUGCUCGUCGCGCAGGUCUACCUCGCCAACUUCUACGCGUGGGACGUGGACGUGGACGCGCGCCGGCAGGCGGGCAGGGGGCGGGUCGCCGCCGACGACGGGCUGCUCGUGCCGCAGACCGAAGUGCUCUCCCUCUUCCAGCGCCAGCGAGGCCGCCUGCUCGCGUGGCUCGACGCACACCCGCGGCUGGCCGACGAGUGCAUGGAGGCCAUCGAGCGGGUCGUCUCGUACACGGGCCUCCGCCGUCGCGCGCAUGACGACGCCGUGGCACGCGGCUGGGCACGCGUUGGCGCAAACGGCCGCUUCUGCCCGACCACGGAGCUGCCGGCGGCGCUCGAGGCGUCGGCGCGCGUCGCCGCCGCCGCCGCUCGCGACGGGCACAACCGUUGGUACUACCGCGUGUGCAACGAGAGCGUCGACACCGAGAUCGACAUCGAGCUCGGCGAGUUCUCGGUGCGCCGCAAUCGCGUGCAGCUGGUGCCGCGCGAGUUUGGCGAGUUUGCCGACGCACGCGUCGCUCUGGGAGGCGCACUCGACGCGAGCCAGCUGCCGCAGUGCGCGGUGGUGCGGUCGACGGCACACUGCGAGCACGUGCGGCUCGUCUCGCAGCGGAUGGACCUCCUCAGGUGGGACUCGGACCCGCGCGACCUCGGCGAGGCCCUCGGCUGGACGCGCCCCUACCCGGGCGGCCUCGCGCCCAGCGAGCGGUGGCUGCCUGCCGUGCUCGACCGCUGGCGCGGGAUGCCGCGAGGUGCGGCGCUCACGCUGCCGCCCGGGCCGAGCGUGCACGCCGGGGUCGCCAUGCUGCUGCUGCGGGCGACGAUGACGCCGCCGCCGCCGGCUGGGCAAGAGGGGGCCGGCCCCGCGGUGGUCGUCUCGCGGCAGGUCGUGGCGCACGCGAGCGGGCGGGUCGAGGCCUCCUCUCUCCACGAGCCAUCUCCCGAGAGCCAGCAGUGGGUGCCGACCCAGCCGCCGCCCGACCCCUCGCGCGGCGCCGUCCUCGGCCUCGCGCCCGCCCGGCCUUCGCUUCGCGUCGCCCGGAACUUGGCGAACGCGCCCCACCUGGCGCAGCAGACGCUCGUGCCGAAGCGGCUCCUGCGCGGCCUGCUCCCCGACGCGCUCCUCGACGGCUACGUCUUUUGGCAGGCUGACGGCGAGCCGCAGCACCUGCACGGUUUCGAGACGGACGAGACGGCCGCCGCCGCCGUCACCCACCACCGGCUGCUCGUCGAGCUGCGCCCGCCGCCGGCGGAGCCGCUGGAGGGCGCCGUGGCCGCGCCGAUGCUCCCCACGGGCACGUCUUCUUCGCUCUUCAACCUGGCGGGCGACGCUGCCGAUGGCGUCGUGACGCGCUUGCCGCUCUGCGACGUGCACGCCGCUGCGCCCCGCACCGACGCCGUCGUGGACGACUCCAAGCCGCGGCUCGUCCUCGCCAACGCGGCCGCCUCCGCGUCCUCAGCGCCGCUCGUCGCGCUGCUACAGCGGCUCGAGAGCGCCGCGCACACGCUCUUCUGGUGCGCUCCGCCCGCGGCCGACGGCGACGCCGCUGCUCUCGCGCGUGUCGAGCUCCCGCGGCUGCGGCUCAGCUUCGCCGUCGUGGGGGGCCGGCUGCUCUCCGAGGAGCACGGCGGGCACUGGAUCUCUGACGCGCGGGGCGGGGCUCUCGACCAGCUGCUGCUCGGCCUCGCGGCGCACUGCCUGCUGCUCGAGAAUGCGACCGGCGAGGUGCUCGUGCUGCUGCCCGCCACCGGCCGGCCGCUGCCCGUCGCCUCCGGUGUGCACCUGCUCCACGGCGACGCGGGCUGGCUUGCCAACCUCCACCCCUCCGUGCGGCACUACGUCUACGCGGCGCACCCGUCGGGCGCCUUCCUCGCCUCGACGACGCUGGGCUCGUCGCUGUACCUCCUCGUCUGCUACCUCUUCACGAGCAACCACGAGCUCGCCUUUCGCCUCGCCGAGUGCUGCGUCUCCGACACGCCCCUCUCGCCCGAGGAGGCGCAGCUCUGGGCGACGCUCGGUCUCGCGGCGCACGACACGCACCCGGACGCCCACGCGGUGCGCCUCAAGCUGUCGCUGGUCACGAUGGGGGCGGAAGACGUGAUGGCGUGCCCGUGGGACGUGGGGGCCGAACUGCGCGGCUACCUCUCGAAGGCGCCGCACGUCUCGCCCGCCUGCCGCCUCUCCCCCGACGAGGAGGCGCUCCUGUACCAGGAGCACAAGGCGACGCUGCCGACCAAGGGGAACGACGCGGUCGACGUGCUCAACCGGCGAGCCGUUCUCAAGGCGAUCCGCGCGGGCGAGGCGGAGGCGCCGCUCGCGCUGCCAAAGCCGCUCGUGCCGCCCUCCUUUGACGCCGUCGCCGACGGCUCGUGCCUCGACAGCGGCGAUGGGCUCGGCAGCCUGCUCGAGGCGGCGCAGCGCAAGGGUGCCGCCGCCUUCUACUCGCGGGCCGCCGAGGGCACGGGCGCCGAGGUGGCGAGCAUAGUCCACGAGGCGCUCGAGGGCGGCGCGCUCACCCUCGGCGGCUCGCGCGGCUUCUUCUUUUUAUACGAGCUCAUGAGCGGCUCGCUGCAGCUGCAGCUGCUGCCCUCCGAGCUGGGCGACUCGCCGCACAGCCUCGCGUGCGUGCUGCUGCGCAUGCUGCCGCAGCACGAGACCUCCUCCCGCGGGCUGCUCCAGUCAAUCCUGCGCACGAUGGCGGCCAACCGCGCCGUCGCCGCCGCGCUGCCGCCGUACGAGCCGCCCGCCCAGAAGAGCGAGGUCCUCACCAAGGAGGACCCCUCCAAGCAGCUGCUCCUAGCGGUGCACGACGCGCUGCAGGCCAAGCGCGCGAGUCUGCUCUGGGCGACGGGGGAGCCGAUGAGCGGGGCGAUGUCGAUGCCGCCGCCCGCCUUCCGGCCGCCCGACGUGCUGCGCCUGCAGCCCACCGCCGCCUACCGAGAGCUCAUCGUGCCGCGCGCCACCGACGUGGCAUGCGCCAAGCUGCGUGUGGCGACGGUCAAGGGCGCCGCGGUGGAGGGCGCCGACAUGGACGCCGCCGAGCUGACCGCGCUCUGCAGCACGCCGCUCUCCCCGCUGCCGCUCGACCGCUUCGUGCGGAGCGCGGCGGCACGCAGGGACCGGCCGGGCGGCGGGCUGCCGUUUGAGCUGCGCAAGCACCCGCGCGCAAAGUCGCCCGUCGCCUUGGAGAUGCUCUCGCGGCUCGCGGCGGACUGUGAGCUCUACGCGGACGCGGAGGCGAGCCGGACCAUGGUUCAGCUCGACUGCCUCCGCCCACGGAGCGUCCAAGCUCUCUUUGGUCCAUCGGCGCGUACCGCCGCCACCAAGGCCGCCUCGAGCCUGCGCGCCUUGCGCAGCGCGCUCGAGCAGCUGUGCGUGGCCGACGAGGGCGCAGCGCACGCCGCCGCCGAGGCGGCCCUCGGCCUCGUCAACGGCGUCCCCCGCGACCCGCCCUCGCGUGAGCUGCUGAGCCACAGGCUGAGGGUGACCGGCGGCCGCGAGCCCAAGGUGUGGUUCGAGCUGCUCGUCGCGCUCUCGAUGUCGGAGCACGGCGUCGCCGCCCUGUGCCACUUCAACCCGUACUUGGGCGAGCAGCUCGCGCAGCGCGCCCUCCACCUGUGCGCCGCGGCGAUGCUGCGGACAUCUCGCAUCUCCCAGGCGCGCCGCUGCUUGCCGCAGGUCGACGACCUGCUCGGGCUCGUGGCGGCGGCGGAGAAGGCGGCGGGCGGCGCCGGCUGGCCGUCGGAGGAGGUGCGACUCGAAGCACGGACCGAGCUCGGCGUCAAGGCGGAUGGCCUCGCCUCGGCGCUCGCCGCAGGCCGCAAGCACGCGACCGUCGGCGGCGCCGGCGCGGAGGCGACGCUCGACCCGCGGCUGCUCGCGUUCGAGUUUGCGUCGACCUUUGUGCUGCGCGGCGCCCAGGUGUCGCUCGUCUCCGACUUCAUCGCAAAGGCGGGCGGCGGCGAGUCGCUCUGCUGCCAGAUGAUCAUGGGCGGCGGCAAGACGACCGUCAUCACGCCGCUGCUCGCGCUGCUCCUCGCCGACGGCAAGCGGCUCGUGGUGCAGUGCGUGCCGGCGGCGCUGCUGGAGAUGAGCCGUGCCGUCGUGCGCGCCGCCUUCGCCACCGUCACGCGCAAGGCGGUGUACACGUUCGAGUACGACCGGCUCACCGACUUGCAGGCGACGCAGCGGCUGCGCGCCAAGCUCUCCAAGGCAGCCGCCACACGCGCCGUGGUCGUCUGCUCGCCCAUCUCGGUCAAGGCCUUUGUGCUCAAGCUCGUCGAGAGCCUCCACCAGCUGUCGCAGUCGUACGCCGAGAAGCCAAAGGGCGUCGCCGGCGCAAUCGACGCCGCGGGCUCGGCGCUGACCAAGUUCGGCAAGGGGCUGCUCCACCGCUUCGGUGUGCCCGGCUCCGACGCCUAUGUUGACCGCAUCAAGGCGUUGCGCCGCGAGACGGAGGCGUGCGUGGCGGUCUACCGCGUGCUGCAGGGCUCGGCCCUCCUCGUGGAUGAGGUCGACCUGGUGCUCCACCCGCUCAAGUCGGAGCUCAACUGGCCGCUCGGCGACAAGCUGCCGCUCGACUUCACGGAGGGCGAGGACAAGACGGGCCUGCGCUGGCGCAUCCCCUUCUUGCUCCUUGACGCGCUCUUUGCCGCGCGUGGCGCGCCGCUGGUCAACGAGUCGCUCGGCGCGUCGCCGCGCGCGCUCGAGCUGAUCGCCACGCUGCGCGAGCAGCUGGAGGCUGGCCUCAACGCGCAGCACCUGCAGGCGGCGCCGCACCUGCUGCUGCUGCGGCGCGAGUUUUACGACGAGACGCUCAAACCGCUCCUCGCCCGCUGGCUCGUCCUCGUGCUCACGCAGCUCAAGCUGCGCAAGCUGAGCGACGCCGAGGCGACCGAGUACCUCCUCCACCGCAAGGUGCCCGCCGACGCGGGCCAGCGCCUCAGCGGGACGCAGCAGCAGAUGCUCCGCCUCUCGGCCGACUGGUUGAGCGCCUUUCUGCCUCACGUGCUCUCGCGCAUCGACCGCGUCCACUACGGGCUGCUCUCGCCGGCGCAGCUCGCGGCGGCGCUCAAGGACCAGCCGCAGAUGCCGGUGUCGCGCCGGCUGCUCGCGGUGCCCUUCGUCGGCAAGGACGUGCCGUCAAAGGCGUCCGAGUUUUCGCACCCGGACGUGGUGAUCGGGCUCAGCAUCGCCGCCUUUCGCUACGAGGGGCUGCGCAAGUCGGACCUGCUGGAGGUGCUGCACGGGCUGCGCACGCAGAUGGCAAGCCAGCCCGGCCCCUACUCGAGGCGGCCUGCUUGCGCAAAGUACAGGAAGUACGUGGAGCACGCCGGCGCACACGUGCGUGGCUCGCGCGCACCUGCCGACCCGGCGGGGCUCAUGCUGGCCCAGUCGGCCGUCGAGAUCCAGGCGGCAGAGCGGGGCCGCCGCACGAGGAAGGACAUCGCGGCGGAGCGCAAGAGCAGCGGCGGCAGGCGCAAGAGCAGCGGCGAAGGGCCCAUUUGGCAGAGGCUGCGGCAGACCUCCAUCGCUAAAGCUGCCAGCGGACGCGACUGGGGCAAGGACGACCAGGGCCAGCGCAUCCACUCGGCCAACAGCGAGCUGCGGCGGCACAAGGCGGCGUCGAGUGAUCCAAACAUCCUCGAGAGCAUCCCGUCGCCCGAUUCGCCAACGGUCGAGCGCAAGUCCGGCGUUCUCGAGCCACCGCCGCCGGAUCUCUUCGACGAGGACGUGCUGCCGCUGCAGAUGCUCGACCUCGGCGACCCCGAGCAGGUCGAUCAGCUGCACGGGCUGCUACACAAGGUGCCGCACGUCGUGUACGACCUGCUCAACGAGCACACCUUCCCAAAGACGAUGGAGUUCCAGGAGACCAAGCUCUCCGCCUCGGGGCAGGACCUCGGAGGUUCGGUCCUCUUCCCGCUGCGGCUCGGCUUCUCGGGCACGCCCUCGUCGCUGCUGCCGCUCGAGAUGGGCGCCUGCCAGUUCGCGCGCACAAUCGAGGCGCAGAUCAUGCGCACCCUGACCGACCCCGCCAUCAUCUCGCUCACCCGCCUGCCCCUCGACUGGAGCGUCGAGUCGACGCUGCACCACGUGGCGACCGCCACGUCGGCGGCGCGCGCGGCGCUCACCCUCGGCAAGGACAUGACGUUUCGCGACUACUCGCAGGGCGCCUACCGCAUGCGCGGCAUCGGAAAGGGCCAGACCGUGGUGCUGCUCGCGCCGCCCGAGGUGCUCUCGCUCGUGCGAGCGCACGUCGCCCUGGGCGCCGGCCGCGCCGAGGACGAGGCUGCCGAGUCUCUGUCGGCGCAAGAGGCACUACACAACAUCGCCGCCUGGCUGCACGUCAACUCGAUGCGCUCGGAGACGAUGCAGUUCAACCUGCUCUGCGAGCAGUCGGUGCGCAACGUCUUCCGGAAGCGCGCCUUCCGCCUCCUGGUCGAGGCGCGCGCAAAGGUUGGCACUAAGGGGGAGGACGGACCGACCCGUGCGGCGCUCGAUGUCUUUCGCGACCAGAUCGACCUGAGCAUCGCGCCGGCUCUCGGCGGCGGCGGCCUUGAUCUCGCCGGCACGAUCGCCGAGCUCGCCGUUGCGCAUCGCGAUUUCAUCGUGUCGGACGAGGAGAAGGCGGCGGUGGCGGGCAUCCAGCAGAAGCUCGCCUCGGCCAACAAGCAGUCGGAGAGCUCCGCCGAGGCGGAGGUGCAGCAGCUGCUCUCCAACCUCAGCGCCGACGCCGACGUCGAGGCGGUCAUGGCGGCGGCCGACAAGGACGGCUCGGGGUCGCUCGACCGCGCCGAGCUCCGCGCGGCGCUCGCCACCUCCGCCUUCCACCUCAUGGAGGAGGGGCGCUACUACGGCGCUUCGGCCCACUCGGCGCUGCGCUUUGUCGACUCGCAGCACGACUUCGACGCGCCCGCGGUGGGCGCGCUGCUGCGCACGCUGCAGACGGCCAGCUGUGAGGAGCGCGCCCACUGGUGGCUGGCGGUGCGCGGCUGUCGCCGCCGCUUCCGCCGCGACUGGCACGAGACGCCGCUCUCGCAGGUCUUCACCGUGCCCUCCGAGUUUGCGAUGAUCAAGCGCGGCGCCCUCGUCUCGGCGAUGCACCGGCGGCUCCGCGCCAGGGGGCUCUACGUGCAGGACGCCUUCCGCGUGUUUGACCACGACGGGAACGGCGUGCUCUCCUGCUCCGAGUUCUUCUCGGCCUGCCGCUGGCUCGGCCUCAAGAUGCUGCCCGCCGACGUGCACGAGAUUGUGCGCCAGAUCGACGAGGACGGCGACGGCCUCAUUUCUCCCGAGGACUGGCUCGCGUGGAUGAAGGACGCGGCGCCCGACCUGGGCGCGAUCUCCGUCGCGCAGUCGCAAAUCGAGGAGCUCGGCGAGGUGCCCGCGCCGCGCGAGUCAGACCGGAGCAGUCGGAAAAAGAAGGGCUGGUUCGGGUUCGGGUAG
Emiliania huxleyi CCMP1516 is the source of this 10683-nucleotide messenger RNA. RefSeq lists its product as hypothetical. The coding region runs from base 1 to 10683 and encodes 3560 amino acids. The record is from RefSeq and is a predicted model, not a curated record. Gene Ontology annotation, molecular function: cysteine-type deubiquitinase activity; K63-linked polyubiquitin modification-dependent protein binding; calcium ion binding. Lineage: Eukaryota; Haptophyta; Isochrysidales; Noelaerhabdaceae. Gene Ontology annotation, cellular component: cytoplasm; nucleus. The transcript is spliced from 18 exons. Gene Ontology annotation, biological process: protein deubiquitination involved in ubiquitin-dependent protein catabolic process.